Molecule: messenger RNA, 1565 nt
Organism: Medicago truncatula (barrel medic)
Lineage: Eukaryota; Viridiplantae; Streptophyta; Magnoliopsida; Fabales; Fabaceae
Product: DNA damage-repair/toleration protein DRT102
Exons: 2
Coding region: 65-961 (298 amino acids)
Biological process (GO): carbohydrate metabolic process
Molecular function (GO): isomerase activity
Source: RefSeq, a predicted model, not a curated record
CUUUCUCUCCACUCACAGUCCACUCUAUAUUUCACCAUAUUUGCAUUCCAUAAAUCAUUCAUUCAUGGCAGAAUCCAGCAAACACAUCAAAAUCAUCGCUGGCGCCGAUGACUUCGGCACACCUCUCAAAGAUGCAUUACUCUCUCACCUCCGUUCCCUCAACAUCCAAGUCGAAGAUCUCGGAACCUCUUCUUACUACUCCGCCGGUGCCGUUGUCGGUCGCCGCGUCUCUCAAUCCAUCUCCUCUUCCUCCCAAGAAGUCCGCGGUCUCGUCGCCUGCGGCACCGGCGCCGGUGUUUCCAUCUUCGCCAACAAAUUCCCCGGCGUGUUCGCCGCCACUUGUCUCACCCCUUCUGACGCCGUCAACGCCCGAUCAAUCAACAACUCAAACGUCCUCGCUGUCUCCGGCAAGUAUACGUCACCGGAAACCGCAAUCGAGAUCGUGAAGACGUGGCUGAACACGCCGUUCAAGUCUCCGUGUCCUGCAAACGAUAACAAACCAUGGCCGCAAGAGAUUGAGAAUUUUCUAGAUAAAUCACUAGUUGAAAUGCCGGAAAUUGGAAAAAGCGAACCGGAACCGGUUGACUCGUGUGCGGUUUGUUGUUUGGUGAAGAACCGGGAACUGAACCCGAUCGAUUUGAUUCCUGGCGGAUCAAUGAAGAUCAUUAGAGAAACUCCGACGUCGGCGUUCGUGAGGUUUAAAGCCGGGAGCGUCGAGCCGGCACAUCAUCAUACCUUUGGACAUGAUUUAGUGGUGAUUGAAGGGAAGAAGAGUGUUUGGAAUCUGACAAAAGAAGAGAGAUAUGAUCUAACGGUUGGGGAUUACUUGUUUACACCUGCUGGUGACGUGCACAGAGUGAAAUAUCAUGAGGAUACUGAGUUUUUCAUCAAAUGGGAUAGUCAUUGGGAUAUGUUUUUUGAUGAGGAUCUUGAAACUGGGAUUGGUAGGGACAAUUCAUAGCUGCAGCAAAUUGGUGUCGUACAGGAAGCUUUGAGGUGUGGAGGUUGAUCAUGGAAGGCUCACAUCCAUUUGGUGUAAUUGUCAACCUUUAGCAGCUGCAAUAGUCAAUAAGCAGCGACAGUUGUCAUCUUUGUUACUCAAGCAAAGGUCUCAAAAAUCUUCUCCUUCAACUUGCACAAAAUCUUUUGCGACCAAUUGAGCUUUAUACUUCUCUAUCUCUCCAUUAGCCUUAUGAAUAAUCUUAUAGACCGGUCUACAAUCAACCCAUUUCUUUCCUUCUCGCAAUGGUUCAAGGGUCGAUGUGUUAUUUUCUUCUAGAACUUGAAUCUCUUGCUCCAUAGCUGCAAGCCACUCUUGUUAUUGUGCAGCUUGCACAUAAUUCUUGGGCUCAAUAUUAGAUGUAAUUGCUGCAAGAGAAGCCCUAUGCUUUGCAGAAAAGCUAUAACCGACAUAAUGAAAGAUAUGAUAGGACUUACUAGAAGAGUUUAAGGUAACCAGGUGGCUUUCUUAUUCUUUUAUCUUGCGUAAUUGUGUUGGUUCUUGGAAACCUUUAAUUUCCUCUAUAUAAUUAGAUUCCUCUUGAACUUCUCCAUGGGAUUUGAAA